AUGGCAGAAAGAAAGGCCUUGGACUGGGAGGGGGUGAUCAUACUGUUACUACUCCCGCCACUCAUGUUGCAAACAGCUACGUUGCCUUCUGCAUCCUAUGAAUUCAGCGCCUGCCGGAUGCAGCAGUAUAACUUGCAUCAGGAGAAGUACGGCUGCCGUGGCGCAAUUGUAGUGGCUGAGGCUCGGUCUGUUGACGAUCCAGUGCUGACCCGACGCUGUGUUGUCAUGAGGAUGCUGGACUUUACUGUGCAUAGUUACCAAGAGGUAUUGAGGCAGAAUGCAGCUGCUAUCCUCAUUUUGCUGCCCAUCAACCUGACUGCUGUACCCCAAGAUGUCAUCCAGAACUUCAUGGUCAGCGAGGCUAACCUGCUCCUGAACAGCACCUUGAUACCAGUGUAUGUUGCCCUGGAGGACCGGUCACUGCUCUCCAUGUAUGACCAGCUGAAGAUAGAGGUCGCCAGCAGGGCCUCCUCCAUACUUGUUAGAGUAUUCACCAGCAUGCUAACAACCAAUGGAUACCAGAUCCUUGUGAGCAACAACUCCCCAAUCAAACCAAUAACUGAUACGACUAUUAUCACCCUGGAGGGUGUUCUCCCUGGGGCUGGGGAAGACCUUCCUACUAUUGUGGUCACCGCUCAUUAUGACUCUUUCGGCCUUGCACCGUGGCUGUCAUAUGGAGCAGACUCUAAUGGCAGUGGGGUUGCAAUCCUCCUGGAGCUGGUCCGACUCUUUCACCACUUGUAUAGCAGUCCGUGGAGCCAACCCCCGUACCAUCUUCUGUUCACUCUGACUGGUGGUGGGAAAUACAAUUUUCUGGGAACCAAGCGAUGGAUAGAGGAGCACAUGGACCACGCUGAGUCAAGCCUUCUCCAAGACAAUGUGGCAUUUGUGCUGUGUCUCGACACACUUGCCAACGGAGAGGGGCUCUUCCUCCACGUGUCUCGUCCACCCAGGCCUGGCAGCUUACAGUACUCCUACAUCCAGCAGCUGGAGGAGGUGAUUGCUUCCAGGUUUCCCUGGGUAAAACUGAGGUUGGUCCACAAGAAGAUUAACCUUGGAGAAUCUACAGUGGCUUGGGAGCAUGAACAGUACAGUGUGCAUAGAAUUCCUGGCUUCACUGUGUCUCAUCUGAAAGACCCACAGGCUGAGCUCAGGGGCUCUAUCUUGGACACCAUCUCUCAGAUUGACAUAAGGAAACUGAAGCGCAACACUGCCAUCAUUGCUGAGUCCUUGGCCCGCUUCAUGUUCAACCUUUCCAGCAAGGGGUCCCCUAAGGAGCUGCAACUUUUUAAGGGUCACAUGGAGAUUCAGGACAGCCGCCUGUCUGCACUGCUGUCCUUCCUCUCAGCAGUUCCACGAGCAACUCAGCUGCUAGAUCGUGAGCCUGGACCACUCCUGCUGGUCAGAUCCCUGGAGCAGCAGCUGAGUCAGUACCUGCAGCAAGUCCACAGACACACUUUUCGACCCAACCACAGAGAUCCAGAGGUAACAUUUUUUGACCAAAUGAAAGAGCCAGUGAUGAUGUACAGGGUGAAGCCUGCAGCAUUUGAUCUAUUUCUUGGAGGAUGUAUUUCUGCCUACUUAGGAAUAGUUUACUAUGUCAUCCAGCAUUUCGGAAAUCUCUACACCAGACUGACCAGACUGGCCAUGAGGACUAAGCAGCAGUGA
Messenger RNA from Scleropages formosus (Asian bonytongue), 1668 nucleotides. RefSeq names its product nicalin-1-like. The record is from RefSeq and is a predicted model, not a curated record. The transcript is spliced from 15 exons. Gene Ontology annotation, biological process: regulation of signal transduction. Gene Ontology annotation, cellular component: membrane. NCBI's taxonomy places the organism in Eukaryota, Metazoa, Chordata, Actinopteri, Osteoglossiformes, Osteoglossidae. Bases 1 to 1668 code for a protein of 555 amino acids.